AUGUCGCACUUCUACGACCUGGAACGGAUCGACAGCAAGGAGUUGGUACGCGGUGUAAUGUUGCAAGCGGUAUGGGGCGAGAAGGUGAUGUUGAGCCGUGUCGAUAUCUCGCCCGGCGCCGAGGUCCCCCUGCACGACCACCCUCACGAGCAGGCCGGCACCCUGCUGGAGGGCGUGAUGGAGAUGACCAUCGGCGACGAGACGCGGGAGCUGGGGCCCGGCGACUCCUACGUGAUUCCCGGCGGCGUGCAACACAGCGCCCGAGCCAUCGGCGGCAGGGUCAUCGUGCUGGACAUAUUCUCGCCGCCGCGCGAGGAGUACAAGUAA
Geodia barretti is the source of this 327-nucleotide messenger RNA. NCBI's taxonomy places the organism in Eukaryota, Metazoa, Porifera, Demospongiae, Tetractinellida, Geodiidae. The record is from the annotation of a GenBank genome assembly.